Messenger RNA from Panicum hallii, 1801 nucleotides. RefSeq names its product ALA-interacting subunit 3-like. Lineage: Eukaryota; Viridiplantae; Streptophyta; Magnoliopsida; Poales; Poaceae. The record is from RefSeq and is a predicted model, not a curated record. The coding region runs from base 304 to 1362 and encodes 352 amino acids. Gene Ontology annotation, cellular component: Golgi apparatus; plasma membrane; endoplasmic reticulum. The transcript is spliced from 8 exons.
CAGCGCCUCCCCCCUCGUCCUCCUCGGCUCCUCCCCGAGCCCCCCUGCUGGUCAGAACUCCGAGUCGAAUCGCUGCUCCCCCCCAGCUCCCUUUACCUUCGCCAGCAAGCAAGCCGCUAGCAUCAAGCUACUAGAUCGCGGCGGGGAAGCUCCUCGCCUCCCUUACCGGCCCGCUCCGGCGGGGGAGAAGCGUCAUCCCGCUGCAGCCGGGACGCCCAGUUCGCGCCGCCAGACCGGGCGGCGGCUUCCGCGGGGACCGCCCCUUGGCUCCUGGCGCGGCGGGGGGUCGUGGCGGCGGGCGAGAUGAGCAGCCACGCGGCCGGGACCAGCAACGGCGGAUCCGUGGAUGCGGCCGCCGCAGGCGCGGGAAGGAGGAACACCCGGAUGCCCAAGUACUCCAAGUUUACACAGCAGGAGCUGCCAGCUUGUAAGCCAAUUCUUACUCCAAAAUGGGUUGUCUCGGUGUUCUUUAUCGUCGGUGUCAUUUUUGUUCCCAUCGGUGUUGUUUCACUGCUAGCUGCACGACAUGUUGUUGAGAUUAUUGAUCGGUAUGAUGAGGCAUGUGUGCCAGUCAACAUGACUGAUAACAAGCUUGCUUACAUUCAGAAUGAAACCAUAUCCAAAGAAUGCAUAAGGAAUCUAACGGUUACGAAGGAUAUGAAGCAACCAAUAUUUGUGUAUUAUGAACUCGAUAACUUCUACCAGAACCAUAGGAGGUAUGUAAAGAGCCGAAAUGAUGCACAGCUAAGAGAUAAGCGUAAAGCUAACCAGACAUCUGCUUGUGAACCUGAGAAGACCACGGCUAAUGGACAACCAAUUGUUCCUUGUGGUCUCAUUGCUUGGAGCUUGUUUAAUGAUACAUAUAGUUUCACUCGUGGUAAUGAGAACUUGACAGUGGACAAGAAAGACAUUUCCUGGAAGAGUGAUAGGGAGCACAAAUUCGGCAAAGAUGUCUUUCCAAGCAACUUCCAGAAUGGUGCACUUAAAGGUGGAGCAACUCUUGACCCAUCAAUCCCGUUGAGCGAGCAAGAGGACCUUAUCGUUUGGAUGAGGACUGCAGCACUUCCUACUUUCAGAAAGUUGUAUGGGAGGAUAUACUUUGACCUCAAGGAGAAUGACACGAUAACAGUGAGGUUGCGUAACAACUACAAUACAUAUAGCUUCGGCGGCAAGAAAAAGCUGGUCCUAUCGACUGCAACUUGGCUCGGAGGGAAGAACGAUUUUCUUGGCUUUGCAUACCUUAUAGUUGGUGGGCUCUGCAUUUUCCUGGCAUUCGCAUUCACCUUGCUGUACUUCAUAAAACCAAGGAAACUGGGAGACCACAACUACUUGUCCUGGAACAGACACCCUGCAGGCCGCUAAUAUGCUUUGGAACCCCACAGCGCGUAAAGUGGCCCAACUACUAGGAAAUGUAACUUGUAUGAAAUGCAAUGCCCAAACCAGAAAUUGCCGCUGAGCAUAAGCAAGUUUGUUCAGGCUAUAGAACUUGAUGUAAAUUGUUUGCAAAGGGAUCUACGUGACUACGUUGUUUUCUUUCCUUGUUUCUUGUGUUCUUAGGGCUGCAUGUAGCAGUGAUCACGAGAAUACCUAUUGAUCCCUAAUGCCCUGUUUCGUGGUAUGAGUGCUCAAAACGAUUCCCUAUGUAAUAUUUCAUAUUCCGUGUGAUGUUCAAAUGAUGCAUGAUCCGGCUACUGAAUGUUAACCGUGUGUGGUAUUCAGGUUAAUGAUGUAGGUUGAUUGUAAUAUUGAUUGUACCAAGUUCUGUACAAAUUGAUAACUAUGUGAUGGCCGAAUAGAUUCA